GAUGCUCAAUCGAUGGCGUAUGCUCAUACAUAAAAAAUUACUUUUAAUUAAGAAAUGCGUGUCUAUGUUCUUAUUACAAUGUAUGUUGAUGAAGCUUUUAAGAAAACGAGUGUCCAUGAUGACAAGGAGAAUAAAACCGUUUGUAAAAGGUCUAAUUGACUGUUGUAACAAGAUGCAUUGCCUUAUUGCAUACACCUCAGUAGCGGCAAACUGUUUUCAUGUAGCUUUAUGAAAUAAAAAGAUUUUGUUAGAUCUACCAUCCUAUAAGAUCUAAACUCGGAAUGUCUUGUAUCACUGAGAUGUCUUAGAUCGGUAUAUACAGUCAACUGGAGAAAAAAGGAGCAUCAUCCGAGUUACUAAUAUCUUGUAGAGGUCUCUUAGGAAAUGUAGACCUGAGACCGAUUCUGGCUUGUAACCUCCAUCAUCCGAUCCAUGCUGAUGCAAGCGGCAGCCAAAUGUUCCAACUGAAGAUGCGGCAAUGUCUGGUGAAACGUGAAAUACAAUAGCUGGCUCGUAACCAUAUACAUAUAAAUAUAACCAGUUAUGAGUAGUUACACACUGGACAUUUUAUCAUUACAAAGGUAUCGGUAUAUUCAAGUGUAGGGAAGAAGGUGGAAAAUACUACGGCCAUUGUGACCGUGCGGAUUUUGACCUAGAACACGUGUCAAACCCGAUGACGCAAAGAGGAGUAAACAACCCCAAACUGUGCCAGACAGCUGAUGUAGGCUAGGAUGGACGGUUUGAAGGUCGCUCCCGAAUCCAGACAGAUAGUCGUCCUUACUCUGUCUUCUGCAGCUGUUAUCGCGGCUGGAAUAGCCUACCUGAAGUGGCGGAGGCCGCGGAAAGGGAAUAGGCAGUACGUCUCAGUCGGCCAUGUCUCCAAAAUCUACGUCCACCCAGUAAAGUCGUGCCGGGGUCAGGAGGUGGGGGAGGCCGAGGUGACUAAACAAGGUCUUCGGCUGGAGGGGGUUAUGGACAGACACCUGCUGAUCUUUUAUAAGGACAGCUUCUUGGACGCACGUACAGAGCCCCGGGUAGUGCUGGUCUCACCACAGUGUGUUGGAGACGGACAGGUCAGGCUGGAGGCACCUGGUAUGGACCCGCUUACACUCCCAAGACCCAACAAACAGAAAGUAUACAGUAUCAGCAUGUGGGGAGUUGAAGGAGACGCUGUAGACUGCGGCCCGGAGGCUGCCGCCUGGCUGGAGAAGUUCUUCGGGAAGACGGGCUACAAGCUGGUCAUGUCCACACCGGGAAGUAAGAAGAGACGUGCUGAUCAGCACCCAAAGUACAAAGAUAUCGCCAAGCCAGAUCACAAGGUGGGUUUUCAGCAUGAAACUGCCUUGUUGCUAGCGUCAGAUGCGUCUCUUGGCGACCUGAACAACAAGCUAGCCACUCCUGUAGCCAUGCGCAACUUCCGACCCAACAUUGUGGUGGCAGGGUGUGAGCCAUUUCAAGAGGAUGACUGGCAGUAUGUGCGAAUUGGAGAUGCAGAGAUCCGGAGAAUGUUACCCUGUGACAGGUGUUUGAUGACCACGAUCGAUCCGGAGACCGGUAUGAAGAACGGUACACUGGAACCUCUCAAGACUCUUAGAAGCUAUCGUUUGACGGAGGAUGAGAAAUACAAGGCAGUGUUCGGACACGGCCCCCUGUUCGGGCUGACCUGCGGAGUGGAGCAGGAGGGAGCGAUCCACAUCGGGGACACGGUGUAUGUGUGUACGUGAGGCGGGAAUCCUCCGCCGACAAGACGCAGAAUGGUUCCAAUGCAUUGUGUGUCUAGAACACAAUGUUAUGAUUUACAUCUCCUGUGCUAUUAGUUCACAUGUACCCUGCUACCACGACCACGGUAUCCGAGAGGUAUACGAUGAUGACGAUUGAUCAUUAGACAUGUACAUGAUCUUACACGUACUGCUGUUUGAUAUAACGAUAAUGUCAGGUAUAUGAACUUUGAUAUAGGGCGUAAACCAUAGUGUCACUUCUAUAAUAUGAUGAGAUUUUACUAAAAUCGGACAGUGAUGCCCUGACAAUGCGUCUUGUUGGGAUACGUGAUAUAAUGAUUUGUGAUAUAGAUUCAGCACCAAGGACGAGCCCCUAAACUUCGUAAGAACAGUUUUAAUAGACUUAACUUGUUUGUAACGUUCCCCGACGUACUGUUCGUCUUAGGCAACCAAUUUAACCUUGUAUCUUAGGUAUAACUUUUCAAGACUGGCGCUAUGUUGCCUCCUUGUUGCUAACUAAUGAAGUACAGUAUCGACUGGUAGGAGGAAAUAAACAAACGACCACUUUCAAACAUAA
Branchiostoma floridae (Florida lancelet) is the source of this 2295-nucleotide messenger RNA. Its product is annotated as mitochondrial amidoxime reducing component 2-like. Gene Ontology annotation, biological process: nitrate metabolic process. The transcript is spliced from 7 exons. Gene Ontology annotation, molecular function: nitrate reductase activity; pyridoxal phosphate binding; molybdenum ion binding. Bases 732 to 1724 code for a protein of 330 amino acids. Gene Ontology annotation, cellular component: mitochondrial inner membrane. The record is from RefSeq and is a predicted model, not a curated record. NCBI's taxonomy places the organism in Eukaryota, Metazoa, Chordata, Leptocardii, Amphioxiformes, Branchiostomatidae.